UUCGUUCGGCCCCCGCGCGGCGUUACGUUCACAGCUUCGCGUCUGUACAAAGAACGCCUCAAUGUAAAAAACCUGUGAUGUAUUGAUUAAUUCAAACGUUAUUCAAACAUAAAAGGCAUCCCUGUGCAGAAUCUAACGCGUUCCUCUCAAAACAAAAACAGUUUCAGUGAACAUUGUGCGUUUUAGAAGGGGCCACGUCCCGUGAAAUUCCACUUUUAUCGACACAUAGAAUCUUGUGUGCGAGUCGAACAUGGUGGACUGCGGCGCGAGUGAAAUCGUCCGUCUUGUGUUUUAAAGUCGUGAAUGUAACAUACGAAAUAUGGAUUGGUAUAUGAGUGUUUAGAUAAAGUUCGGAUAAAGUAUACUGCAACAAUGGUAUCCUACGGUUACUUCGGGCUGCGCCAGACACCUUGGACGCUCCUCGUUCUAAUUUUCAUCGUCGAAAGCGUCAUGGGGAACUUCGCCAAAUCAUUCUACAUACAUUGGAACACCACGAACAGCAUAUUUAGAAUAGACAAUACAGAUCACGUAUUCGACUUAAAUAAAGGAAACGCUCAGUUUGAAUAUGACCAAGUGAACAUAAUAUGUCCUUUCUACACUCCCGGAACAUUUGAGGAUGACACGGAAAAAUAUAUUAUCUACAAUGUAAGCAAAGAAGAAUAUGAUACGUGCAGAAUUACAAACCCAAACCCACGAAUCAUAGCGAUAUGCGAUAAACCGCACAAAUUAAUGUAUUUCACAAUUACAUUUCGACCGUUUACACCUCAACCUGGCGGGCUGGAGUUCCUUCCAGGUAAGGACUAUUACUUUAUAUCCACGUCCAGUAAGGACGAUCUGCAUAGGCGCAUCGGAGGGAGGUGCCUUAGUCAUAACAUGAAGCUAGUCUUCCGAGUGUGCUGCAAGCCUGAGGAGGGGCAGGCUCCAGCGCCACAGACGCCUCCCCCUCCGCCAUUGCCACCCACUUUCCCCCCGACCACUACCACGACGACGACUGUGAAGCCGGUAACAAAAAAGACGCACAAGUAUGACAAAUCUCCAAACGAAGUUGUGAAAAGCGAGGAGCUCUCCUACUCCCGCGGGGCUGCCCUGGCAUCUUCUAUCGCGUUGGCUCUGGCUGCUAUCUUCGUACUGGCGCCGCUGGUCCGGUGAAUGUGUGUUAAAGCGGCCCGGCGACCGCAACGCGAGGCAAAGCCCGAUACACAGACUUUGCAUUAUCUGCGACCUGACUCUAUAAUCUAUGCGUGAAUCUGUGGGUGAUUAGUGACUUUCCUAGUGUCCAGUUCCGUGACGUUUUAGUGUAAGCCUAAUGUAAGGCCUAUAAUCGAAGAUCUUAGAAGGUACUGUAGUUGCAUUAAAGGUUCUCGAAUCGUUAGGAAUUAAAUUUUUUAUAUUUUCACUAACGCAAUGAAGGAUAUUUGAUUAAGGAUACAGUUAGGUCAUUUAGGUUUCAAAAGACUUUCCACCUAACGCUUAAUUUAACGAAAUUCGCGGCGAAAUUCGUCGCCAUACUGUGAUUUUUGGUUUUAUUUAGAAUGUAAUUUUCUAUUCUUUGUGAUAUUGAAUAUGUGCAUUUUUUUCUCGACUGAUUUUAAAGCUUUUUUUAUUGAUUUAACGCUAUUUUUUCGUGACUCACGUCAUUCACUCGUUUUGAGUUGGCAUUCAAAUCUUGCCAUAGUCUAAUUACCAUCUUGCAUUCAUCUGUUCUUGAUUUUAUCUGUAUCGGAUCAUCAAUCACAUAAAUACAAAAGAAUUCCACGAAAGAGGUUUUACACCACACGUACCUUUAUGAAUGCUGGCCGAAAAAAAAAACAUUCCAAGAGGGCUGUCAAGCCACAGAUAAUAGAUGAUUUCUGAUACAGAUAAUCGUUCUUCAGCACAUCAGUGCCAUUACAAUUAAUAGUAAAAUAGUCAAGUAGUUGAAAUAGUCCGGUUUUCUUUUAGACAUACUCAUUUAGUGGCAGUCUAUAUUUUUAAAUAGCGCUUAAGGUUUUUAAACGUUUGAGUUUCAUAUUGUAUUAACGGUAAUGCCAAUCAACAUAAUCUACUUAGAAGCCCUGUGUAAUCUACGUAAUUAUGAAGUGGGUGAAAAAUAUAUUAUUUAACGUCGACAUAAAGGUUGCUUACAUCUAAAAUAACCAUAAAUAUAAACACCAUUUUGACUCACUUAAUUAAAAAGGAACAUAGGUAUUUCAAAUUAUUUCAAAAUGUAAAUGUGUCUUCGUAAUAAAUAAUAGACUAAGUUAUGGACGUAAUAAUUUAAAAUGAAAGUUGAAGCGUGUACAAUAAUUAAUUGACUAAAUUCUCUUUAAAAAAUACAUAGUAACACUAACUUAUUCUAUCUAAAUUUAAAUUAUUGUUUAAAAGGGAACUAAGAGACUGCACUAAUUGUUUGUUGCAAUUUUAAAUUACGACACAAAGUCAGAUUUUCGUAAACUAAAACGCAAUUAGCAACACUUUCUACAUUUAAACGAUUGGACUUCUUAAAACUAAGAAGAAUAAACAAUGAAUCAUAAAUACGUUCUAAAUUUAAAUUAUGACAGGCUAUAGGUAGAAUAUUUGCUAGGCCCAUAUCCGGUUACUAUCCGCCCCGUUUUUCGUAAGGUUUCUUUGUCUAAUUUCCGUUAUUGAGAUGUUGCGUUUACAAAAACAAUCAAGAAAAGGGCACAGGCUGUAAACUUUUUAUUAUUGUUCACUAUACAAUACGUAAACAGAGUAUAUUUUCAAUAUAUGGUCGACGUAGUAACGUAGAAACAAAAACCAAUCAUGCGUUAUAUUGGAGCGAGAACUUACCCCAAAAGUAUAAGAUUUUUUUUUAAUUAAUAGGAAGGAUUAGCCUUCUGUGUUAUUGUGCGCUAAGUAUGAAUAUCGUAUGUCAAUCUUUGUCGUAUGGAAGUCAGACUUAAUCAUGGUACCUUAAAGAUGGUCAUAAAAAUAAUGAAAAUAUAUUCUAAACCGUUGAUUUGUGUUCGUAUAUUGGAAAAUCCAGUUUUAGGUCAGACCUCUUCUCUUCCUGUCUUCCAGAGUGAGCAGAGGCAAUCCAAGAGUACCAAGCCUGUUCGAUUCUUGGGUAAUCGUUUUAAUUUCGCUCCAUGUCAUUCCAGUAAUGAAUUCGUUGCUUAGUCUGUUCGACCACGUUUCCCUUGAGAGCUUGGCAAUGUCUACAUAUUUAAGCAUGUGACCUAAUCUAUAAACUGUUUAAAAAAAAUGUGUCAUAGGACAAUUAUUAGUUAUUUAAUAAGAAACAUUUCUAAUCCAUUUAAUAAUCAAAGUCAUUCAACAAAACACAUGAUCAUUGUCCGCCAUUUUGUCAAUAGGUUUCGAGGUUAAAAUUUUGAUUAUGAUAAUAUAAUUGAUCAAUAUAUUUAACUGAAAGUUGAAAGGUUUAUAUGGUUAAAUAUAACAGCUUAUUACGAAAUAUAUUUAAUUCACCGUUUUAAUACUGUUGUCUCUUUUCAUUACAGCAUAAACGCGCUAUGUCAGAAAGGGACGGAAGAUUUUUGUGUGUGAGAUCACUGAGAAGUUACUGGCAGCUUGUCAGUUCGUGUUAGAUUUUCUUAAAAUAUUGUUAAAACAUAGCAUAUCAGGGGUAUUUUAUCAUUUUUUUUUAUACAUUUUCCGACAAGAGAGGUUUAUUGUGUGUCUUUAAAUAAAAUUUUUGGUAAAAUUAUACGUAUACACUUUUGAAUUUAUUUAAAGUUUUUGAGAUUAUGACUUACUUAAAUGGACUUCAAAUGGCUGUCAAAGGAAAAAGUUGUAUAUAAACGAGUCCCUUCCAGAUAUGCGUGAACUUAACUACUGAAUCGAUUUCGAUGAAACUUUUUCUGUUACCUAAAUCUAUUUAUUCGUGAUGAUGACAAUUACGAGAUAUUUAAAUAUUUAUUUUUAUACACACGAGACUCAACAAACGGCCAGACGACGGACAUAGCGUGCAUGUAAAAAAUGUAUUUGCCUAAUUACAAUGCUUUAUUGGAAUAAAUAAUAUAUUUGUGUAAUUUAAGAAUGUUCACGUAACAAAUUUUGAGAGCGGCGCCAUCUUGUCUAGAGAAGCGUUUUGCCGGGACAUUGAAAUUAUGAUAAUUUUACUUUUAAAAUAUCUGUCAAUCAAAUUUUAGUGUCAUGUGCUGUCUUUCAUCUGCUGUGCUCUUCCGCGCUGUCGAUCCAGCAGUACAGUUUGCCUUAAUGAACAUAAUUAUAAUCUUCAUUUAAUUAUGUUCAUUAAUCAUAAUUAAUUACCCUUUCUAUGAAAAAUCUGAGUCAUUUGACUCAACCAUCCAUGGAGCUGUAUGCUGGAACAUACAAUUUAACAUAAAAAUUUAAAUUAUAUAUAUAAUAUCAAAUAAGCCUUGUCAGCAUAUAAUUUUUUUUGUCCUAUAACAUUUGACUUAAUGCUAAAAUUCAUAACAAACAUACGAAAAUAAAUAAAUAAAUCAUUAUGAAAAUCGGGGCCGGUAACUUACGAUAGCAGUAGUGAUCCUAACAAACUUUUGAGGUUUUAAUUCUCUUAUAACAACUACAAUUUUGAUGAAUUUAGGGUGAGAUUCAGAAUCGAAAACCCGCUAUGACAUAAUCCAACAAAUUUUUUGACGUCAAUUAAGUCUGAAUCUUACACUUUAUACGUAUCAUUGACAAUCUC
Molecule: messenger RNA, 4633 nt
Organism: Pieris napi
Lineage: Eukaryota; Metazoa; Arthropoda; Insecta; Lepidoptera; Pieridae
Gene: Ephrin
Product: ephrin-A4
Exons: 1
Coding region: 373-1149 (258 amino acids)
Biological process (GO): ephrin receptor signaling pathway; axon guidance
Cellular component (GO): plasma membrane
Molecular function (GO): ephrin receptor binding
Source: RefSeq, a predicted model, not a curated record